ACAGAUGUUGUUUUUGCGGAUCGUUUAUUUGCAUGAUGGGACACUCAGCGCUCUGCAGCCUAUGGGCUACCCAAAAUCCACUUUGACGUCACGCGUAAACUUUUGUAUAAAUGCGCGGCACUGCGGUGUAUACAUGUCUCUUUCCACACAUCAGGCAGAAGGGAAUAGUGGUACCCAGGGUGGACGAGAAGAAACACCACCGUGUAUUAUAGGUCAGGUAUUUGGGGAUAUGCCCACCGUGCGUAAUGACGAGUGUUCCUGUAAAUAGAAGACUGGAGGCUUUCUGAGGGAAGAGGAUCGCAGUAGUUCAUCCUGAGGAGGGGGACAGGAGUUACUUCUUUCUCACUCUAACUUUGGCACAACCGUGCGCGCACAUGUCACCAUCAAACCAGUCUCCAAAUCCAUGGAUGAGCAGGACUCAAAGACAGCAGCAUGGUGGUUGUGGGAGCAAGUAACGGCAGCUUUGGCAACAUGAGGUCGUCCUUCAUGAUAGAAGACCGGACAGGAGGAGCUGGAGAUCCCGGAGGAAACACGAUGAUCUCCGAGGGUCUGGGGCCGCGGCUGCUGAAGAUUGCGCAAGGCGCGGCAGAAGCGGCAGCGGCAGCAGCGGCAGAAGCGGUAGCAACGACGUCUCCAUCCACCUCCAGUCAGCCGCAGGUGAUGGAGAUAAACGGCACGCGGUGCGGGGAGCAGAUUCUGGGCUACGGCCAAUUUGAGAAGGUGCUGAUCGGCGCGGUGCUCACCAUGCUGACGCUGAGCACCAUUUGCGGGAACAUGUUGGUGGUGAUCUCCGUUUGUUUCGUGAAAAAGCUCCGGCAGCCCUCCAACUACCUGAUCGUUUCUCUGGCUGUGGCGGACCUGUCGGUGGCUCUGGCCGUCAUGCCGUUCGUCAGCAUCACAGAUCUGAUCGGGGGUCAGUGGAUCUUCGGUCAGUUCUUCUGUAACGUGUUCAUCGCCAUGGAUGUGAUGUGCUGCACCGCGUCCAUCAUGAGUCUGUGCGUAAUCAGCAUCGAUAG
Messenger RNA from Notothenia coriiceps (black rockcod), 1016 nucleotides. RefSeq names its product 5-hydroxytryptamine receptor 7-like. The transcript has a single exon. The record is from RefSeq and is a predicted model, not a curated record. The annotation marks the transcript as partial. Gene Ontology annotation, cellular component: plasma membrane. Gene Ontology annotation, biological process: adenylate cyclase-activating adrenergic receptor signaling pathway; positive regulation of MAPK cascade. Gene Ontology annotation, molecular function: G protein-coupled receptor activity. NCBI's taxonomy places the organism in Eukaryota, Metazoa, Chordata, Actinopteri, Perciformes, Nototheniidae.